Lotus japonicus is the source of this 3336-nucleotide messenger RNA. Its product is annotated as pentatricopeptide repeat-containing protein At3g58590. NCBI's taxonomy places the organism in Eukaryota, Viridiplantae, Streptophyta, Magnoliopsida, Fabales, Fabaceae. The transcript has a single exon. Gene Ontology annotation, biological process: RNA modification. The record is from RefSeq and is a predicted model, not a curated record. Gene Ontology annotation, molecular function: protein binding; RNA binding. The coding region runs from base 23 to 2224 and encodes 733 amino acids.
UUUGGUCCUCUGGCUUAGCUGCAUGAGUUUUCAUAAUCAAGUUUUCCGACAUGGCCAACUCCUCCUUAAUUUACUCGAAGCGUGCUCCACCGUUCGGUCCCUCAACACAACCAAAUGCCUUCACGCACUCUCCGUCACACUGGGUCCUUUCCCAACGCAAUCCAUAUUUUUCCACAACAACAUCAUCUCCUCUUAUGCCUCUCACGGCGAGUUUCUUCAUGCACGCAAGGUGUUCGACGCUUUGCCUGAGAAAACAGUCGUCUCUUACAACACGCUUAUAACUGCUUAUGGUCGACGUGGAAAUGUAGGAGAUGCUUGGAAGUUGCUCCGCCACAUGAGAGAGAGCGGCUUCGUGCCUACCCAGUACACACUCACAGGGUUGCUAACGUGUGAAUGGUUGAGUCUCUCUCAGGGGUUUCAGUUGCUAGCUUUGAGCAUUAAAAAUGGACUCUUUGAUGCUGAUGCUUUCGUCGGUACUGCCAUGUUGGGCUUGUUUGGGAGGCAUGGAUGUUUGGAUGAAGCAUUUUUGGCAUUUGAAGAUAUGCCCCAGAAGAGUUUAGUGACAUGGAAUUCCAUGUUGUCCUUGCUGGCGCGUAAUGGUUUUGUUGAGGACUCUAAGGUUUUGUUUCGUGAUCUUGUGAGAUUGGGGAUUUCUUUGUCAGAAGGUUCAUUCGUGGCCCUUUUGUCUGGACUUGUUGAUUCUGAAGAGGAUUUGAAAUAUGGGGAACAGAUACAUGGUUUGAUGACUAAGUCUGGGUUUGAUUGUGAAAUUAAUGCAGUUAAUUCUCUGAUCCAUGUCUAUGUUAGGUGCAGAGCCAUGUUCUCUGCAGAAAGAUUGUUUGAGAAGGUUCCUAUUCAAAAUGUUGUGUCUUGGAAUAUGAUCAUUGAUGCGUUGGUCAAAAGUGAGAGGCCACAAAUGGCGAUGGAGAUGUUUAUGAACAUGUCCAGCAGAGGAUUGAUGCCAAGCCAGGCCACAUUCCUGGCUGUUCUUGACUCAUGUACUAGUUUGACAAACUUAGUAUGUGGAGAAUCUAUCCAUGCUAAGGUCAUCGGGAGUGGUUUUGAAUCUGAUGUUAUUGUGGGUACUGCAUUGGUAAACUUUUAUGCUAAAUGUGAUAAAUUGGUUUCUGCCCAUAACUGUUUUAAUCAGAUAGAAAAGAAGAAUGUGGUUUCUUGGAAUUCUUUGAUAUUGGGUUACUCAAAUAUGUGUUCUUCCAAGUCAAUUCUAUUAUUACGGGAAAUGCUUCAAUUGGGUUACUUCCCUAAUGAGUUUUCCUUUACAGCUGUUCUUAAGUCAUCAUCAUUAUCAAACCUACAUCAGCUCCAUGGUUUGGUUUUAAGAAUGGGGUAUGAGAGUUGUGAAUAUGUAUUAAGCUCUCUUGCUAUGGCUUACACUAGAAAUGGUCUUUUAAAUGAAGCACUUGCAUUUGUUGAAGAAUUUAACUACCCACUUCCUGUAAUCCCAUCUAACAUCAUUGCUGGAGUGUACAACAGAACCGGCCGGUACUAUGAAACAAUAAAGUUGCUUUCUUUGCUAGAAGAACCUGAUGUUGUAUCUUGGAACAUUGUCAUUUCUGCUUGUGCUCGGAGCAACAAUUAUAACGAGGUUUUUGAGCUUUUCAAGCAUAUGCAUUUCGCACGCAUCCAUCCAGAUAAAUACACAUUUAUGAGUGCAUUAUGUGUGUGCACCAAACUUUGCAGGCUUGAUUUAGGAAGAUCUCUUCAUGGACUUAUUAUGAAGACCAAUCUUUAUGAUUGUGACAUAUUUUUGAGCAAUGCACUAAUUGACAUGUAUGGGAAAUGUGGAAGCAUUGAUAGUUCAGUGAAAGUUUUUGAAGAAAUCACAAACAGAAAUAUUAUUACAUUGACAGCUUUAAUUUCUGCCCUUGGGCUGAAUGGUUAUGCUCGCGAGGCUGUAAAGAAGUUCCAAACCAUGGAAUUGUCGGGGUUGAAGCCUGAUAAAUUAGCUCUCAGAGCAGUACUUUCUUCUUGUAGAUAUGGUGGAUUAGUGAGUGAAGGGAUGAAAAUUUUCAGGGAGAUGGGUAACAUUUAUGGGAUUCAACCUGAACUUGAUCAUUACUAUUGCAUAGUAGAUCUUCUUGUUAAAAAUGGACCAAUUGAGGAAGCCGAAAAAAUUAUUGCAAGCAUGCCUUUCCCACCAAAUGCCAGCAUUUGGCGUAGCUUUCUUGAUGGCGGCUACAAGGGGCGAGAAAUUGCAGUUUGAACUGUACAGCAGAAAUUAGUUAUCUUCUGGCGAUAAUGCACUAAACAGGUUUUAUGAUUAGCUUUUUAAGCCUCCUUCAACUCUGAACUUAGCCUGAUGAUUGGCUUUUCCACGUUGAGUUAUAAGCAAUUAUUAACUAACAGAUAGGGUUAACCCAUACAAGGUAGGGACCAUGUUUCGGGACAAUUUGAAGGUUCUUGUGUGUUAACUUCUCCGUCCUUUAUAGCCAGGUAAGUAAAGCCCUAUAAACCGCUCAACCCCUUUUUUGGUGCAUUUUGUGUAGCAAAGCCUGCGUAUUUCUCCGCUCACCUAUAUAACCUAUCCAUCACACCAGUAUCUGAGGAAUAAGAUCCAUAAGUUUCUUGGAUGUACACAUUAUGCCCUCUAGACAUUCCACCUAACUGUUUGCUGUCAAAUCAGCUCAGUCAUCACUUGUAAACUUCUUUAAUUAAUAUUAUCUUCUCUACACUUUGCUGGGCAAAGAAUGCUGAAUCGCUCAUGAGAUUUAUCUUAGAUGCAUUCAUGCUAUGUUUGGUUGAUGAGAGAAAGUGAGAAGAGAGAAAAUUGGAAGGGAGAAGAUGGGUAGAUGGAGAGAUUAUUUUCUCUUCUCUCUCUCUCUUUUCAAGUCACCCUCUAACAAGCACAACAUUAGGGAUUACAGAAGACAUUAUAGAAAAAAACAUUGCUUUCUAGGCAACUUCUCAGCCAAGUCACCUUACAAGUUAGUUCAGAAAGAAGAUAUUUUAGUGGACAAGGUGUUAUACUUAGGUGUACUUGGUCGUCUAAGGAAACUCUCAAAGACUUCGGCUCAUGCAUGGAAGAUUCUACUUGGGAGAAUUCCAGAAAGAGACAAUCUACAAAGAGAGUUAGAGAGGUAUUCCAAUGUUAAAUAAUAAUUGUCAUUUAGAUUUAUUUGAUAAAGAUAUGGAAUCUGUAGAGCAUUUGUUUUUCACUUGUAAAAGUUGCAUAUUUUAUUUGUCAAGCAUGCUAUUCUUGGGUAGGUUUUGCUUCUGUUUUACUUAAGGAUGGGAAGCAUCACUUUCUUUUGCAUUUUGGAAUGUCAAAGUUUUUUUCUUUCACUUUCACAAUAUAAUUAUAAGGUUGAAUUGUCA